UACAUUUGUUGUAUAAAUAAAUAAUUUCUCUAGUUUAUAAGCGCUUUUUUAAUUUGUCUUUAUGGCGUCAAAAAAGGUAUUUGAUCGGUGUUGUAAUCCUUUUGAGUUGGAAUCUCAUUUUAAAAAAAUUGGUUUACGUCCGGCGACUGAUAUUAUGAAAGUAACGUUAGGAUUAGAUGAUAAUUAUUUAUUAUGCAGUUCAUGUCGAAAAAAAGCUUCAGAGUUAGUGAAGCAACAAACAAAUGCUCGUAAUGAUCCUAGUGCUGAUGUAAGUGACCGUGAAGACAACUAUAGUGACAAUAAUGACAACAAUGAUCAGGCUGAUAAUGAUAGUAAUACAACUGCCACGGAUCUCCCAUUAUCCUUAUCAUUCCGUUCCAUGUCAUUUGAUAGCGAACCAAAGCAUCACAAUCAAGCUCAGGAUCCCAAGUUAGCGCUGCAACUCAAUUACCCGUAAUAAACCAUGCAUUAGAAUUGUUAAAUCAAUCACCGAUUCCAUCGAAGAAAUUGAAUGAUAAUCAAUUUUUGAACAAUAAAAUAAAUCGGGUAUCCGACAGCUUGAAAAAAGUUUUGCUUUCUUCUUCAGAUGAAGAAUCGAUUGAUGACGAUGGUGAAAAUUUUCGCUCUCUAAUUAAAAUGUUGUAUGAUAAAUUCAACGAUAAAGAAACUGAUAAGUCUUUGAAAAUACAAAUUUUAACAUUAUUACCUGUAAAAUGGAGUGAGAGACGUAUUUGUGAAACUAUGAAUACAUCAAGACAUUUGUCAAGAGUAGCAAAAAAUUUGGUUGAAGAAACGGGUUUACUUUCUACACCUGAAUCGAAAUUUGGUAUGGGUAGCGUAAAAUCGAUGUUUUAAAUACACUUGAAAACUAAAUUACUCAACAUUUUUGUAUAGGGAGGACAAUUACUGAUCAGGUAAAAUUAAAAGUUGAAAAUUUUUACAACGAUGAUGAGUAUAGUGCUCAAAUGCCCGGUAUGAAAGACUUUGUAUCAAUUCGAAGUGAUGAUGGUAAUCGGAUACACGU
Cotesia glomerata is the source of this 1024-nucleotide messenger RNA. RefSeq lists its product as uncharacterized. Bases 62 to 457 code for a protein of 131 amino acids. The transcript is spliced from 2 exons. NCBI's taxonomy places the organism in Eukaryota, Metazoa, Arthropoda, Insecta, Hymenoptera, Braconidae. The record is from RefSeq and is a predicted model, not a curated record.